Messenger RNA from Macadamia integrifolia, 1883 nucleotides. Its product is annotated as beta-1,4-mannosyl-glycoprotein 4-beta-N-acetylglucosaminyltransferase-like. The coding region runs from base 576 to 1667 and encodes 363 amino acids. Gene Ontology annotation, cellular component: membrane. Gene Ontology annotation, molecular function: beta-1,4-mannosylglycoprotein 4-beta-N-acetylglucosaminyltransferase activity. The record is from RefSeq and is a predicted model, not a curated record. Gene Ontology annotation, biological process: N-acetylglucosamine metabolic process; protein N-linked glycosylation. NCBI's taxonomy places the organism in Eukaryota, Viridiplantae, Streptophyta, Magnoliopsida, Proteales, Proteaceae. The transcript has 2 exons.
UAAACUCCAACCCUGAGCAGGGGAUUUUGAAUCGCAAUUUUAUUUAGUAUUUCCCCUUAAAAAUCUGAUUUCAGGGAUUCACCGACCAAAUCCCACACUAUAAAAUAUAGAAUCGGACUUAUUAAAUUGCUAUUUUUGAACUUUCUAUUGCAUGAGAGGCAAUCCAACGUUUUAUUCCCUCUUCCUUUUUCUGAAUUUGCUUCUCUUAAACCUUCUCCCUCUUCUUCGUUCGUUCUGUAAUUCAUAUUAUUCAGUUGCUCCCAAACCCAAUUCUCCCUAUCUCCGAUUCUGCAUUACCCGCUUCUCAUUCAACCUUUGGUUUUAUCAGAGAUUGUUUUCGCCAUUCGGCUUCGUAAAAAUCACCUAAUUUUCCUUCUUUCCAUAUAUGAACGAUAAGGAAAGGAUGAAGGGUUUGCCUCAAGUCUCAAGCUUCGUUAAGUACUUAGAACCCCGAAACUGUUCUGAUAUAAGAGGUCCAUCCAUUCGUUUCUCAUGAAAAAAUGAUGAAAUUGAACAAUGUUAGUUGCACUUCUUUGCGAUAAUUCUUCUCACAAUUGCCACUAGAAACCUCUAUUAUGGCUGGACGAUCCCUCCGCCUCACCUCCAGACGGGCACCACCAAAGUUUCUCUGGAUCAUCCUACUCGUACUUAUCCCAAUUUGUGUGAUUGGACUCUUCAACCAUGGCCAGAAGAUAUCCUACUUCUUCCGCCCACUUUGGGACAGUCCACCUCCCCCAUUCACCCAUCUCCCACAUUAUUAUGCUGGGAAUGUUUCAAUGCAACGACUCUGCCAUCUCCAUGGCUGGUCCCUACGUUCUGAACCUCGUCGUGUCUUCGAUGCCAUUAUCUUUAGCAAUGAGCUUGACAUGCUUGAGAUCAGAUGGCGUGAGCUUCUACCUUAUGUCUCCCGAUUUAUAAUACUUGAGUCAAACACUACCUUCACUGGCAUUCCGAAGCCACUAUUCUUCACUGAGAACCAAGCCCGUUUUGGGUUUGCCAAGGGAAGGAUUGUCAAUGGCGUGUUCUCAGGCCCGGCUGCGAGUCGCAAGAUUGUUGAGAAUCCCUUCGUACUCGAGUCGGAGCAACGUGGGGCCAUGAAUGCAUUAAUACGUCGUUCUGGGAUCUCUAAUGGUGACCUCCUUAUAAUGUCUGACACUGAUGAGAUUCCUAGUGCACACACCAUGAAACUCUUACAAUGGUGUGAUGGGAUCCCACCUGUGAUGCACCUUGAACUGAGACACUACAUGUAUUCAUUCGAGUUCCCUGUUGAUUACAGCAGUUGGCGAGCAACGGUUCACAUAUAUGGGCCUGGGACGCGCUACAGGCAUUCUUGCCAGACAGAUCUUAUACUAUCAGAUGCUGGGUGGCAUUGUAGUUUUUGCUUCCGCCAUAUUGAAGAAUUUGUGUUUAAGAUGACUGCAUAUAGCCAUGCUGAUCGGGUAAGGCGGCGAGAAUUUCUUAAUUAUUCAAGAAUUCAGAAGAUCAUCUGCAAGGGGGAUGAUUUGUUCGAUAUGUUACCAGAAGAAUACAGUUUUCAAGAGCUGAUUAAGAAGUUGGGUUCAAUCCCUCGAUCAGCUUCUUUAGUUCACCUUCCUGCUUAUGUUUUAGAAAAUUCAGAGAAGUUUAGGUUCCUCCUCCCCAAUGGCUGUUUGCGGACAUUAAAGUGACUCAAAAGUGUUGAUUUACUUGAAGCCAAGUGGGAAGUUUAUUUAGUAUAAUGUUAAUGUAACUUAGUAACUAAUCAGUUGUCUGAGUUGUUUUCCCUCUUCAGAUCAGAGGCCUGAGAUGCCUGGCUAAUGUUAUAUAUGCAAAUGUAAGAUCAUUAGUCUUAUGGUCCAUUUCUAGCUCAAUUAAAUUAUCAGGUAAUUAUUAACUUUUCCUCA